Phalaenopsis equestris is the source of this 492-nucleotide messenger RNA. Its product is annotated as transcription factor RAX3-like. The transcript has 3 exons. The record is from RefSeq and is a predicted model, not a curated record. The annotation marks the transcript as partial. NCBI's taxonomy places the organism in Eukaryota, Viridiplantae, Streptophyta, Magnoliopsida, Asparagales, Orchidaceae.
AGUGUUGGUCCAAAUUGCUGAUGGCUGCAUCAUAUAUAUUCUACUCCAAGGAAGACGAGAGGAAACAAACCCCAGCCUUUCUUCUCUUCCCACUAAUAUAUUAUUGCAGUCUCUCAUUAAUUUCUCUUUUUAAACUCUUACGAAUAAGAAGAAGAAGAAGAAGAAGAAGAAGAAGAAGAGGAGGAGGAGGAGGAGGAGGAUUGCCGCCAUGGGAAGAGCUCCAUGCUGCGAUAAGGAGAAGGUGAAGAAAGGACAAUGGUCACCGGAGGAAGAUGCCAAGCUCAAGUCUUACAUAGAGCAGAACGGAACUGGUGGAAAUUGGAUUGCUCUUCCACAGAAAGUUGGCCUGAAACGAUGCGGCAAGAGUUGCAGGCUUCGAUGGCUCAACUAUCUUCGCCCAAAUCUGAAACAUGGCUCCUUCUCAGAGGAGGAGGAGAACAUAAUUUGCAGCCUCUUCGUCAGAAUUGGAAGCAGGUGGUCUUUGAUUGCCGC